AUGACUAUUUCUUUGAACAUCCACGAAGCGAAAUUACAAACUCAACUCUCCCGGGAUACGGCGAACGAUAAUCUAAAGAAGAACCUCGCAACGACGUUCAACCUACGCAUCAGGAGCCAUUCACCACGCUUUCUUCGCUGUGCUUCUGCUGGCUAUUGUCGUUUGCAUGUCAUCUGUACGAGUAAGCAUACAUUGACACUUCACUAUCUUUCUCUUAAAAUACUUCAAUAUUCACGCUCUCAGGAAGGUAUAAACUCUCUUGCUUUCACAAUGGCCCCACGAGUGCUUUUUUCAGAGGCUAAACUCCGCUUUCAAAAGGGACGGAAAAGGCUUGAGCCUGCACUCAAGCAGAAUAGCAUUCGUUAUUUGAAGAGCGGGGAUGAUCUCGAACGUGGGCACCAAAAUAAUGAUGACAUUACCAGCGAUCCAAAUGUGCAGGCAAAUGAGAGGCCCGAAUGUAUGAUGACCAGUAGCGCGGGUCCAGCUCCUAGAGAUGCUUUUGCCGGGAAAAAUGCAGACAACCAGGAAGGGGAACAACAGCGCCACAGACAUCGUAAACGAAAGCGUACUCAACCACUUGGAAUUCCACCAACGUAUAAACCGAAGCUCGGCUUGACUCGAGGUGUAGGAAUCUAUGUGAAGAAAUGCGUCAAAUAUGAGGCGGAAGGCCUUGCAAAAGUACGCGGCGAAAAGAACGACGAGCGCAUUGCAACACGGGGAAGAAGGCUGAAUUCAACGCUACCUCUCAUAAAGAAGGAGGGGAAGGUCAAAGUCCUAGCCGGGCUGGGAAUGGUGAAGAACCCUCAAGCUGUGGAGGAGAAAGACGAGAGGCCAAAAAAUACCCGCAACAGCAGGUACGUGUACCCAGCUGAUACCCCAGUUGACGAACCUAAUGCCGGACGCAUGCCUUCGAACGGUGAAGCCAAGUCCCGCUCUUCCGAUGUCAUUCCAAAGUUGACAAUCCUGUCGAUUGAUGGGGAUUUUGAAUGCAUCGCUCACAUCUGUAGCAAAUCAAUAAAGAGUUUCUCUUGUUUCUCCUUCCUCAUGUCUAGUAAAAGUUCGCAAGAUCAGCGACUUAGAACUGGGCUAGCCUCGCCAGUGAAGUUUAGCAAAACCAUAAUUAGAGAGGAUAACCUUCACCUCGGAGGCGGCCUCGAAGAUGCAGAGGCUCGCCUAAAGAGCAUCAACGAAUGUGGGACGCAAAAGGAGAUCUGA
Messenger RNA from Lindgomyces ingoldianus, 1215 nucleotides. RefSeq lists its product as uncharacterized. The transcript is spliced from 10 exons. The record is from RefSeq and is a predicted model, not a curated record. The coding region runs from base 1 to 1215 and encodes 404 amino acids. Lineage: Eukaryota; Fungi; Ascomycota; Dothideomycetes; Pleosporales; Lindgomycetaceae.